GCUUGUGGGGAGGGAGGGAGGGAGGGAGGGAGGUGCAGACGCAGCCGCGAUGCCGGUGCGGCCCUGCCUGUCCCGCAGGCUCCGCUGCCCGGCUCGGGAAUGCCGGGCAUGGGAGGGGCCGUGGCAGGGCCCUCAUUCACCCGAGGCUCCGCAGCGGGCAGGCGGGAUGCCGGAGCUGCUGGCGGAGCUGCAGGACGCCGUGGGCUCCCAGCUGGGUGUCACUCAGGCCCAGGCAGGCUCCGGGGAGCUGCGUCUGGUGGGCGGCGGCGGGCGCUGUGCCGGGCGCGUGGAGGUGAAGCACGGCGGUGAGUGGGGCUCCGUGUGCGUCUUCGACUACGACUGGGAAGCUCUCUGGGCCGUGGUGGUGUGCCGGCAGCUGGGCUGUGGCCGGGUGGCCAGCUCGUCCCCGUACGCCCCGUUCGGGCAGGGCAGUGGGCGGAUCUGGCUGCAGCCCUUCUUCUGCCGAGGCGCCGAGGAUACGCUGGAGGAGUGUCGGCACUUCGGAUGGGGACGGCACUUCUGCGGCCACGAGCGGGACGUGGGGGUGACCUGCACAGAUGCCGUGGAGCUGAGGCUGGCGGGCGGCAGCAGUGCCUGUGCCGGGAGGGUGGAGGUGAAGCUGCAGGGACAGUGGGGCUCGGUGGGCGACAACGACUGGGACAUGGAGGACGCCGAGGUGGUUUGCCAGCAUGUGGGCUGUGGCUCGGCUUCCGGUGCCUACUACGCCCGUGACACCUUCGGUUUAGGGGGCUGGCUCGUCAGCCUGGUCCAGGUGGACUGCAGUGGGAACGAGGCCACACUUUGGGACUGCAAGAUCCGUAGCUGGGGACUCUAUAACAGCAGCGUCCAUUAUUGGGACGCUGCCGUUGCCUGCCAAGGGUUCUCCCGGCUAGUCGGAGGUGAUGGAGCCUGUGCCGGGCGUCUGGAGGUGCGUCAGGGCCGGGCCUGGGUCGGUGUCUGUGAGGAUCAGGUGGACAUGAAGGCGGCCCAGGUGGUGUGCAGGGAGCUGGGCUGCGGUGAGGCGCUCGCCAUCCCUGGCCGUGCUGGAUUUGGGAGAGGAUCAGGAUCAUUCUGGGACAGGGGCUUCCAGUGCAAUGGCAGCGAGCCCCUCCUCAGUGCCUGUGCCCGGCGUCCGGCCCACAGGCAGGGCUGCACCGGCCCUGCCAGCGUCACCUGCUCGUCCUACACGGGCUUCCGGCUGGGCAACAGCAGCUCGGGAUGCUCCGGGCGAGUGGAGGUGGCGGUGCGGGGCACGUGGGGAUCCGUCUGCGCCAGCGAGUGGGACCUGGCCGACGCGCACGUCCUGUGCCGCCAGCUGGGCUGCGGCCGCGCCUUCAGCGUGCCCCCGGGAGGCUCCUUCGGCAGCGGGGAGGGGCCGCUGCGGCCGGACGCCUUCGGCUGCAGCGGGAGCGAGCGGCACCCGGGCGAGUGCCCCGUGGCCGUGCUGGGGAAGCCGCCCUGUGCGCCGGGAAACGCCGCCGCCGUCAACUGCUCAGGCAGUGUCGAGUCCCUGCGGCUGGUGGAAGGUGAGACCCGGUGCGAUGGGUUUCUGGAGAUGGCCGUAAGCACCGGGGCGUGGCACCGUGUACCAGGAGAGGUUUCGCCCGUACGGAAUUUCAGCAAAGUGUGCUGGGAGCUGGGCUGUGGAGGACUGGACAGGACUGAUGCUGUCCAUGGUCAGAUCUACCUGUUGGAUGUCAACACGACGGAGAAGCCCAUGACAGAACGGGUGAUUCCAACCAUCAUGGACACGACCCGCAAUGUGACCACUGGGACAAUUGGCGAUGAUAAUUUUGGGUAUGAAAGGGAAUUUGUCACGACUGCAGCAGCUGACAUCCCUCAUGGGAGCUACACUGUGUGCUCAGGUGGGUGUUGCGAGAGGGGCCGGAGGUGGCGGUGCCCCAGGCAGCCACCCCAGCCCAUGCCUUCCGUGCCCACAGGCAGCCGGCAGGUGAGGCUGGUGGGGAGCUCUGGGCGCUGUGCCGGGCGCGUGGAGGUCUAUUCCGGUGGCAGCUGGAGCUCCGUGUGCCAGGAAGGCUGGGACCUGCAGGACGCCGCCGUUGUCUGCCGGCAGCUGGGCUGUGGCAGGGCACUGGAUGCGCCGAGCUCGGCACGCUCGGGCGCCGUCCCAGGGCCGCUGUGGCCGUACAUCCCCGACUGCUCCGGGUCCGAGGAGUCUCUCUGGGAAUGCGGGCGCACGGAACGGCGCCAGUGCGGGCGCGGCGGCGGGGCAGGGGCCGUCUGCUCAGGUCAGUGCCGGGCACCCCCAGAUCAGGGCCCAGCAGAGGCCCCGGGGGGUUCCUGGCCGUGCCGUGACCCCCCUGCACCCCUUGCAGAGCAGCUCUCCGUGCGGCUGGCAGGAGGCCACGGGCGCUGCCGGGGCUACCUGGAGGUGUCCUACAACGGCACCUGGGGCCGCGUGUGCGCCAGCGGCACCAGCAGCGGCACCGCCGCCGCCGUCUGCCGCCAGCUGGGCUGUGGGGACCAGGGCUCGCUCUCACCUGUCCCCUCCCAGCAGCCAUCCCUUGCGUGGCUGGCCUGGGUGGGCUGUGAGGACGGGGCCCGCUCGCUCUGGGGGUGCCCCUCGGCCCCCUGGCACCUGCAGAGCUGUGGCACCGACGGGUACGCACAAGUGGAGUGUGAGGAGGACAGUGAUGGCACCUCUGAUGGACACAGCGCCCCAUAUCCAGAGGGUGCCACCAGCACAGGUAGCUCUGCCCGUGCCUGCAUCCCCCACAGCGGGCUGGCUGGGAUCCCCCUCCCCUCAGUGCCUGCCCGUGUCCCCACAGGUGUCCCCAGCAGAACGCCCUCAGCAGUGGCCCUGGGGACUGUGCCUGUGCCCACUGUGCUGUGCGUGGUGCUGGGGAUGCUGCUGUGCCUGUCCCUGGGUGCCCUGGCCCUGCUGCUGUGCCGUGCCCGUGCCCGACGCCGAGGCCCUGGCAAAGCUGCAGAUGCCACCUCCAUCGCUGUCUACGAGGAGCUGGAUUACAAAGCCAUGCCAGAGUACCAGGAGGUGCCCACUCCCCCAGGUUCCCUGUCGGAGGGAUGGGUGAAGAAGCUGCCGUAUUACACCGGGGACAGCGUGGAGGGGAGUGACUCUGAGGCAGCACCAGAUCCCCCUGCCCAGCCCGAGCAAGGAAGCCCGGAUGGCUACGACGAUGCCCUGGAUGUGCCACAGGAGGCCCCUGCUCCCAGCACGGGGGACAUCUCUGAGGGAGUGGCACGGCAGAAGUGGAUCUGUGUCCUCCCCACAGGUGGGAUCUCGUCCCCUCCAAGUUCCCCAGGAGCCACCAAGGACCCCACGGAUCAGCCCCCUGGGCACAUGGACUAUGAUGAUGUGGGCUGCAGCGCCCUGGGGACACUGCCGUGAGGAUGUCCUGGCCAUGCCACAGCCCUGGGGACACGUGUGUGGCAGUGUGGUGGGGCCCUGCCCAUGGAAGUCAGCCCUCGCUGUCCAGCACUGCAGGAAAGCAGCUCCUGUGUAGGGAUUUUCUUUGAUUUCAGUGUGAAUUUCCCUUUUUUCCUAUUAAAAUCCAAACUGGUCAGAGACUCAC
Vidua chalybeata is the source of this 3554-nucleotide messenger RNA. RefSeq names its product antigen WC1.1-like. NCBI's taxonomy places the organism in Eukaryota, Metazoa, Chordata, Aves, Passeriformes, Viduidae. The coding region runs from base 50 to 3370 and encodes 1106 amino acids. The transcript has 10 exons. Gene Ontology annotation, cellular component: membrane. The record is from RefSeq and is a predicted model, not a curated record.